GGGAGAGGAGGGAGUGGGAGAGGAAGGAGAGGGAGAGGAGGGACAGGAAGAGAAGCUACGGUGAAAAUCUUCCUUCAGGUCAGAAGGAUACAGACAGAACCUGUGGAGAGGAGAACGGUACGAGGAGACCAACACCAGGAUGGAGGAGGAGGAGGAGGAAGAGUUCCCCUUCAACAUGAGCGACUUUGUGACGGUAGAUGAAGUUGGAGACGUCACUGAACUUCCUCACUCUCCUUCUGCUGAACCCAUGGAGGACACCUCCACAUCUGUCCAGCAGGAAACACCCAUGGAGUCCACGGUGACGCUGGAGAAGUCUGAGAAGAACAUGUCAGAGUCAGAACACGUGAACACGCCUACAGAGACCUCAGACGGUUUGGUCUCACCAGAUAAACCAGCCGUAGUUUCUCCUCCACUGGAUUCACAAGCUGACCCUGGUCUCCAUCCAACGUCUGCGGUAGCGUCUGGGCCUGGGCCAACGUCUGGGCCUGGGCCAACGUCUGGGCCAACGUCUGGGCCUGGGCCAACGUCUGGGCCAACGUCUGGGCCAACGUCUGGGCCAACGUCUGGGCCAACGUCUGGGCCUGGGCCAGCGUCUGGGCCAGCGUCUGGGCCAGCGUCUGGGCCUGGGCCAGCGUCUGGGCCAGCGUCUGGGCCAGCGUCUGGGCCUGGGCCGGCGUCUGGGCCGGCGUCUGGGCCUGGGCCGGCGUCUGGGCCGGCGUCUGGGCCUGGGCCGGCGUCUGGGCCGGCGUCUGGGCCUGGGCCGGCGUCUGGGCCGGCGUCUGGGCCUGGGCCGGCGUCUGGGCCGGCGUCUGGGCCUGGGCCGGCGUCUGGGCCGGCGUCUGGGCCUGGGCCGGCGUCUGGGCCUGGGCCGGCGUCUGGGCCUGGGCCGGCGUCUGGGCCUGGGCCGGCGUCUGGGCCUGGGCCGGCGUCUGGGCCUGGGCCGGCGUCUGGGCCUGGGACAGCGUCUGGGCCGGCGUCUGGGCCUGGGCCGGCGUCUGGGCCGGCGUCUGGGCCUGGGCCAGCGUCUGGGCCGGCGUCUGGGCCUGGGACAACGUCUGGGCCGGCGUCUGGGCCUGGGCCGGUGUCUGGGCCGGCGUCUGGGCCUGGGCCGGCGUCUGGGCCUGGGCCGGUGUCUGGGCCGGUGUCUGGGCCGGCGUCUGGGCCGGCGUCUGGGCCUGGGCCAGCGUCUGGGCCAGCGUUUGCAGCACCGUGUGAACCAACGUCUACACCAGAAGAACCAGAAGCUGACGUCACACCUGGACCAGAAGAUGACCUGGUCUCUGAUCCUGCAGCUCCAGCUGACUCCUCCAGUCCAGUUCCAGCUGCAGAACCUGUAGAACAUCCAGGAGAUGAGAAGGAAGAUGGUUGUCUAAAUCUCAGGCAGGCUGAGGAGGAGGAGGAGGUGUUGACCAAACAGGAGAAGGAGAACACUGGAGCAGAAACAGCUGAUGCAGGAAAGCCUGAAGGAUCUGAAGACCACAGCAGCUCCACAGAGGAGAGCAUGAAGACAGAGUUAAAGACGGAAACAUCAGAGCGCUGCCUGCCUCCUUAUGACCCCUCUAACCCCCUAGGAAUGGAGUUCUUGGUCCCUAAGACGGGCUUCUUCUGUAAGGUGUGCAGUCGGUUCUUCAGUGGAACCAAGGAGGCAGAAAUGAAUCACUGCAGAUCCCUCAAACACUACAAGAGCCUUCAGGCAUACUUACAGACCAUGGAGGCUGGAAGUCGGACUGCAGACUGCAGCUGAGGAACCUUGACUUUGACCUUCCUGAUGUCCUCAUUUCUCACUAAGGGUCCAGAUUCUCAUGUUGGUGUAGAUUAGCUUCACAUCUCGUCUUGGUUUAAAUAUGUGCUUUUGAUUUAUUUUUUUUUAUGUAGCGUCCAGAGAAAUAAAAGUGAUGUUCAGAAAGUGAUGUGACAAUAAAUAAAAUGGAUUCACUGAUAAAGCUGUC
This is a messenger RNA of Acanthochromis polyacanthus (spiny chromis), 1949 nucleotides long. RefSeq names its product tetra-peptide repeat homeobox protein 1-like. NCBI's taxonomy places the organism in Eukaryota, Metazoa, Chordata, Actinopteri, Pomacentridae. Gene Ontology annotation, cellular component: nucleus. The transcript has 7 exons. The coding region runs from base 140 to 1744 and encodes 534 amino acids. The record is from RefSeq and is a predicted model, not a curated record. Gene Ontology annotation, molecular function: nucleic acid binding; zinc ion binding.